Molecule: messenger RNA, 1098 nt
Organism: Oldenlandia corymbosa var. corymbosa
Lineage: Eukaryota; Viridiplantae; Streptophyta; Magnoliopsida; Gentianales; Rubiaceae
Source: the annotation of a GenBank genome assembly
AUGAGUCGUUUUCAAGCGAUAUCAGCAGAAGAUGCAGAAGGAAGAGCUUGUCUUAUGGGUCUACAAGCAGUAGCAAACUUGGGAUUGCAGGAUUGCCAGCUCCAAUUAGAUAAUCAGAACAUAGUCGAUUUUAUUCUUGAAAGGAAGGUUUGUCCAGCUGUUUUAGUUUCAUUGCUUGAGGAUGUUGUAAGUGUUACGUCUUCUACAUCUUUGUCUACAAAUGCUAUUAAGAAUAGAAAGAUGAGAACGUUUUUGGGAUUUGGAAGGAUAUUCAAGUGUCCGGCCGACGACAAAGUUUUGCCAUUGUUGAAGCCGAAGAUACCGGCGGCGAAGCAGAUGCCGCCACCGGCGAGGCGGCCAUUCUUCAGCUACGCCAUGCUAUCAAAGCUAUUGAACCAUCAUGCAGAUGAGGUGUUGCCGUUACUGAAGCUGAAGAUGGCGGUGAGAAAGGUGGCGAAACAGAUUCCGGCGGAGCCGCCGCACUGGGCAUUCUGUCACACCAUGCUUCCCAAGGUUUCAACAGGCUUCGCCCUCCUCAUUUCACAGAUCGAUGCUGAUCUUCGUGACGCGGUAUAUAUGCCGUUUCAUCUAGUUUUGGAUAGAGUUCCAAAACAGUUAAUGAAGGAGGAUGACAUGAGCAUUGAUGCUGAGGUUAAAGUACCCAUUCUAUUGGACUUUUAUCGUCACAUACAUGAUCGGGAUUGGCAUUUUUCAUCACAGGACUUGCAAUAUGGGGAGAAUUCUGCAAAGGCUGUUCAAUGUUUGAAUGAAAUGGUCACAGACUCUCUAAUUCCCGUAGAGGAUUGCUUCAAAUUCUUGUCCACUCUUCAAAAUCCAAAUUUCUUUCGGUUUUGGGCUUUUACAACGAUCGUGUCAAUGGGAAGAUUAGCAACAUACUAUAACAACAUUGACGUCUUCAGAUGUCAUGUGGACUUGAGGCCUGGUCUCACUGCUAAAAUUAUUGAUGCAACCAAAUCAAUGGCAGACGUUGAGGAUCAUGAUCCUAAUGCUACGAAAACAAGAGGCAGUUUAGAAUCAAUUUUGAAAGCCUGCCAUGACUCCGAAACUCUUGACAAGAGGUUUUUGAGAAGUUCUUAG